Molecule: messenger RNA, 1611 nt
Organism: Opisthorchis viverrini
Lineage: Eukaryota; Metazoa; Platyhelminthes; Trematoda; Opisthorchiida; Opisthorchiidae
Exons: 4
Source: RefSeq, a predicted model, not a curated record
GUCCUGUGUGCCCGUUCAAAGCUUACUCUCCGUUUCAACUUCGGAGGCAUGCCAUUUUGGCCCAUUUAUCCGUCUUCGAAUCGGUGUAUUGGAGCUCUCAGAUCAUUCCGCGCUUUACUUGUGAAGUAUUCACUUGUGCAUACUGUGGGGCGGCGGCCUCAGAAAGUGACCUUAUCAAAGAUCACCUGCACAGUGCUCACGCGAAUAUGUCUUCUACUAACACACAGUGUGCUAUAUUGGCACAACAUAUAGAACUUGGGCACCAUUUAGAUGAUGGACUUGCCAGCGAUUCCGAUGAGGAUCUUCCUGAUCGUCGACCGUUCCUCACUCCAAACCGUACCACCAGUUCCAGUGAGGACGUUUCGGCGCUUGCCGAAUUAGCUGAAACCGGUUUACGAGAUCCGAUUAAUGCAACAGUGAAUACCGCAAGCCAUAAAAAUUGGUCUCCCACUAUCGUCCAAACAACUUCGUCAGCGAACCCGAGUAAUUCACAUAUGUCGUCACCGGAUUCGUCCACUAAGAGAGCCCCAGGCCUGACAGAUCGGGCACCACUGGCCAGGCCUCCCGUUCGCAGAACUGGGCAAGACUGGUCGAAAUUAAUCGCGCGAUCUGAGAAGAAGUUCAUCUGUUUGCUCUGCAGGCGGUAUAUCUACAGCGGUCGAACCGAGGUGGUUUUCCAUUCUGUCACCAGGCAUCUGCUUGUGAACGAAAUUGAAAAUGACUUGUCGCACUACGGUCGAUUAACUGAUACAUUGAAACGCCAAAUCGGACAAAAUUUUGCGGACGGAAUGCGCAUACGAUCUGGCGUGCACUACAAGGAUGCAAAGCGAGUAGAGGCCGCGUUGUUUCGGUCAAUUGAACUUCAUAUCCGCUUUCGUCCAGCGGACCAAGCUGAAGCAAGUGGAAACACCACGCGUUAUUACUCGUGUUCUGGAUGUGGUGCGACUUUUACUGAGCCCCAGGUCGCUUACGCGCACGUGAACGAUGAACUCCGUGCCUUCCUCCCUGAAUUUAUGCGAGCCCGUUCAUGUCCUUGGUCGCUGAGUACUCGCGAAGAGUGGGUCUGGUGUGUCCCAGAUUUACCUUUGGAGCCGUUGCCUCCUAAAACUCCACGAUCUUCAUUUGGCUCCGAUGUUGGUGGAGGAACUACGUUGGUCUUGGGCGACAGAAUUCACAAACCUGAGGCACAGCAACCAGUGCCAACUCAGUCGUGGGCUAGCAGUGUUACUAUAUCCUCUCCAGCUACGACCGACACAGCGGCUGCCGUGGAGGUUGUCAAGUCAUUAGUUGCGGCUGCCGGCUUGUUACAAUCUGCUACACUUCCCGCGACAGAUAAGAUGUCUUUGUCAGUACCAACUCUGACGUCCCCUAUCAAGAUGGAAACAAAUGGGUCUUCCGAAGACUUCUUGGCUCAACCUUAACGAACUGUUCAUUUUUUAGCGGGGCAUUUUUUUAUUUUAUUUACCGGUCCUGUUUCCACUCUUUUUGCGCUGAUAAUCAUGUCUUUUCACACAGUCGUUAGUUCCUCUUAUUUCCUAUUCGACUCUGGUUUCUUUCCGAUGUCUUUGUUUUUCCUUUGUUUGCUCAUCUAUUCCGGUAAACGCGUUGUUG